GGAAGGCAUCAGGUGUCGAAGGAGGGAGCUCAAAAUCGAAAGUGCAGCUAGCUCGUGGCUUUCGCGCCGCGCGACGUUUAGUCUGUCGCGGCGGCCCGAUCUAAUGUAAACCGGCAAUCCUCUACCCGGGCUCUCUAACGCUUUCUACUUCGCGAUUUCUCCUCGUGGUUCUAUUCCGGAGAUCUCUGUCGCGACAGAGAAGCGAAUACUAAAUCACCUCCGCAACGAGACCUCCCCCGUGCAUUUCUUCUUUCUUCCUCUUUCUCUUCCUUGCGAUCCGGGGAUUGGCCGAGAAAAAAAUGUAAGAGAGACUUGCUUCUGUACUGUUAGAAAAGGGAGAAGAAAUUGGGAGAUACUUUUACAGCUUGCCAUUGCGAAAAACGUUGAGUAAGAAGAUUUUGAUAAAUGAGCAAACGUGUGUGGAAAUAGAAGAAAGUGUGACGUUCGAUUGAAAAAAUUUUUGCACAAAUUCAGGAAAGAUAUAGAGAGAUACAAUUCAAUGUCUGACAUAAUUGGAAACUCGCUGAGAACUCAUUAAACGAGUCGAUUGCUUCGUUCAAGAGCAAACUGUACAAUUACAAAUUGAUUUUAUGAAAAAGAUCUUUUAUAAUUCCCUUGUGACAAUAAUAUCUUUUUAAUAGCAUUAUACAUCAAAGUCGUCGAGCUAGAAAAGACACGAAAUUGAAAGUGGCAAUUUUCUGUUCCGUUUUAUGGCCCCACAAGAAUGGUCCACAAGGAUUUCUAACGAACCAUAAAGUUUCUUUCCGACGGAAAAAGAAAAUAAAGGCGAUCAAGGCGAAGCAAGCAAAUAAGUCGGUAAAUAUUGAAAUAUUAGCGCAGGCAGUAAAGAAUAAUGGCGAACAUCAUAUACAUGCAAGAGCAAUUCAAUUUGCGUUUAAACAUGUAACAAAAUGGAAAAUUCCUGCAGUUAUUACUUUUGCAUCUGAUAAACAAAGAAUAAAAUAAGAAAUAUCGUAACACGUAAUCGAGUCCGUGGGAACGAUUUGGAUGCGAUAAUUCGUUAAAUUAUUCCAUUUAAUUUAAUUUUUGAAUCCCACAAAACGUUUUAUAUCUGACGAAGAACGUCGUCCUAUCAAGAAGAAGCCGUUUCCGGUUUGAUUAAGACAAAGCUGAUCGACUUUCCGCAGAAGAAAAAUUACGGGAGGAUCGUCGAUCGCUUCUGCCUACGAGACGCCUGCGAUUCCCGAUCAGGUGAGUGCAACGGGACUGAUCUCAAGUAAAAAAUAGUCGGAAAAAACCUGAUUCGAGAAAUUGAUUGAGAGAAAUUCAUUCCUUUUUGGUCGGACACUUAAUGCAUUAAUUCAUUAAUUUUUUUAUGCGAAUUCACUGGUGCCUUCAUAUACAGGGUGUUGCGGACAAACUUCAUUUGCGAACUUUCCGUGGUGCUUGUAAUCAAUUUUUCUUCGGCAGAACUUUGACUGGGAUUUCCAUCUUUUUGCAAAACUUCGUAAUUUUUAACUUAAUGAUUAAGCUUUUAAUUAAAGUUCCAAUAAACUAAGUUUCACUUGAUAUUAAAUGAGGAAUAAAAGUUUACCGUUAAGAAAAAUUGGCACAAAAACCAUUCAUUUUUAAUAAUUUUUUUCAUAAUAAUUAUUUAAUAAUUUAAGAAUUAUUUUAAUAUGUGUAUUUAUUGAGAAAAAAUAUGUACUUUGAAUUGCAUGAGGAAUUUAUAAAUGAAACUUGUCACGGGAAACUCUGUAAAUCAACUUUUUUUCAUGAUUGAGUCACUUAUUGUAUUUCAAUCGUGAAUAACUAAGUAAAGUAAAUUGAAUGCAAUGAAGUAAUCAAUAAAUCAUUAAUUAUACACGUGUUGACAGUCUCGUACAUAUCACGUCCUUAACGUCAAUAUUUUAUUUCAAGCAUUGUACCUGUAGUAUAAAUUUCUAUCGGUCUUUUUUAACUAUACUCAUUUGCAUUCGCCUUUAGCAUAUCUCAGAUGCCAGAUAACUGUAUUCAUCGCUUCUAUGUAUAUUUUUCAAAAUGACACGCUUAUCAAUUAAUGCAAAUGCGAAUGCCAAGGCUGGGCGACGAGCCGAACAUCGCUAAACUUGCUAUGAACAUCCGCUGUCGUAAUAAUUUGUAAAAAAGAAAGAUCCGCUUGCGACUUGUCGCGCAUCUACUCACCUGUUAGCCAGUAAGCGAGCUUCAGCCGAUCGUACGCUGGGAACAAAUGGUGGAGGACCGUAAUUACGGCUUCGCAUCUUCGCGAUCGCGCAGGAAUCUGACUGUAUAUUGUUUUACUACGAAAGAAGGCCAUCAUCAACGUAUCGGCUGCAUCGUCCUUCGAUGUGCAAGACAGUCGGUAUGCGUGAAGACGGAAAAAUUGAGCCACGAGCCGGUCCGACCGAAAUGGCAGCUUCUGAGCGCGUGGAGAAUGGAAAGAGGAACGAUGACAAAACAUCAGUCACGGAGGAAGUGUAUAUUUCCAAACUUCGACAAGCAGUACCACAGUGUUGCGCAGUCAGCGCUAAAAAUUUGCUCUUAAUUACUUUCGGUACAACCUUGGGAUUUUCAACUAUUCUUAUCCCAGCGUUGCAGAAGGAGGAUGCGGACAUCAAAGUCACGCUAGAGGAAUUAACAUGGAUCAGCAGCCUGAAUUUAUUCCUCGUGCCGAUCGGCUGCUUGGCCAGCGGACCGCUGUCGCAAUAUCUAGGCAGGAAACGAACGAUGAUGCUGGCGAAUAUACCGUUCGUGUUGGCCUGGCUAAUCUUUUACUACGCAACCAAUCCCGGGAUGCUGCUCGCGGCGCUCGCGAUGACGGGCCUGACGGGCGGCCUCCUCGAGGGCCCGGUUAUAACAUACGUCGCCGAGGUGACGCAGCCCUACCUACGCGGGAUGCUCUCCGCGACUUCCUCGAUGGCGGUGAUCCUGGGUGUCUUCACGCAAAUGCUGAGCGGCAGUUUGGUCCACUGGCGAACGGUGGCGUUGAUCAAUCUGAUUUAUCCGGUUCUCUGCUUCCUCGCUCUGUGCUUGGUGCCCGAGAGCCCGCACUGGCUCGCCGUUAAGGGUCGUCUGAAGGAAUCUAAACGCGCGCUUGGUUGGCUGCGGGGCUGGGUGGGUCCGUCGCAGGUGCACAAUGAAUUCGAGGCGCUGCGCGUGGCGAUUCAGAAGCCGACCGAUAACGCCGACUCCGACAAGGAGGAGGUCUGGCGAGCCUAUACGAAACGAACAUUCUACCUGCCUUUCAUUCUGGUCAGCGCAGGCUUCUUCAUCAGUAACUUCGGCGGCCUGACGACCCUGCAGACCUUCGCCGUCGUGAUAUUCGCCAAGCUGAACGCGCCGAUCGACAAGUACACGGCCACGGUGUUCCUGGGCGUCGCCCAGUUGAUCGGCAUCACGCUCUGCGUGCUGACGAUCCACCUCAUAGGGAAACGCAGGCUGACCUUCCUGUCGGUCGGCGGUACCGGUUUGUGCUUCCUCACCACCGCCGUCUACGGCUAUCUGAACGACGCGGGUAUCUUGGACGGGGUCAGGUACAGCUGGAUACCGACUACCUUCAUGAUAGGCGCCGCUUUCAUGGCAAGCAUGGGCAUCAGGACGCUGCCUUGGAUCCUCGCGGGCGAGGUUUUCCCCCCGAAAGUACGCAGCAGCGCGACCGGCGCGGCCGGCAUGAUCGCCUACAUUUUGGCGUCGAUCGCGAACAAAACCUUCCUCUACAUGAUGAACAGCAUGUCACUGCCCGGCACGAAUUUCUUCUACUCGCUCAUCAAUCUCGUCGGCCUGUGUCUGCUGUACGUGAUAUUGCCCGAGACCGAGGGUAGGACCUUGCGAGAAAUCGAGGAGCAUUACGCCGGCAUACAGAAUCUGAAGGAUCGGCCGCGGAAGGAGCAGCAGGCCACCAAAGAGAAAUGGGCGGUCACGAAUCCGGCGAUCGUGUACGACGAGAGCACCGAGAGUAAAUUGUGAAUCGAAAAUCGGCUGGAAGCUUCGCGUGUUAAACCACCGCCAUUAUUAACUAUUGCAUUUCGAGCUCUCUUUGCGCGAUAAAAAAUUAUCUCGAGUAUUCCAUAUAUAACAUGUUAUGAUAUGACAUGUUACAUUUUAAAUUAUGCCGAGGGAAUUACACAGUUCUCUAUACAUUUACAUGCUUGCAAGGUACUAUAACUACACUUUUUUUUUAAUGGAGCUAUGUAAUUGCGGUAAUAUUUAUACUUGCGGUCUGUUUACGUAUAUAAUUCCGGCAGCAGUAUACAAUUAAGUGCGUGUGACAGCGCUGUUUACUCUGCCACUUAAUGCGAUGUCGGAGGAAAAGACUUAUCGCAUAAAAAAAAACUGGAUUUCGUAAUUGACACAAGGCAACACGCAAUGAAAAGCAUAAUCGAUCGAGAUGGAGAUUAUUUGAUUGACGUUCGUAUUUGAUCGUCUAUUCAACGCAAGGGGGAAGAACAAGACCGCAAGCAGUAAAUCAAAUGAGAUUUUCCAGGAAAAUUUCCGGGAAGAGAUUAAUAAAGAACCAAUACGUUAGGAAAUAAUAUUUCUAUUUAUUAUUUUAUAUUAUUUAAAAGAGAGACGCGGUUGCCAUAAAGCGCCACUGGUAUCACAACUGAUAUUACUGCUGUCUAAUCUUUAAUUAGAAACGGAGAAGCUGAUUUCUCGAUUCUAAAUCGGUCUUGCAAUUAGUUUUUAUUCCCAAAAUAUCAAUUUUGCCAUAUAAAUAAAAUUAAAUAAAAAAAAACGGGAAAAAAAUGAUUAAAAAAUAAGUUUUUAAAGAUUAGCAGAAUACUCGACAGGCUUGUUUUGUUGAUUUAAGAUUCUUCGUUAUUGCUUUUAUAUUUUUAGAGAAGCUUUUAUAUGUAUUUUACUUUCGCAUUUUUUUUAUUGCGAUUGGCUGUAUUUACGUAGAUUUAAUAAAAUAAAAUCGAGAAUAUAUAAGGGCUAUAGAAUUAAGCUUUAAUAUAUUAACGAAUACUGUCGCAUAUAUCAUUCUUCUCUGUGAUGAUGCAAUAAUUUUUAAUUCUAAUAAAUGUAGAAUAUAUAUUUUUGAUAAAGCGUAAAAUCGUACACGACAGAUACCAUCAUAGUUUUAUAAGUAAAUUUGAGUAUCGCUUCCUAAAUGAUUUAUACAUUCUUGAUCAAAAAUUUUAAACAAAUGAAAAUGUAUAUAUUAGACUUUACAUUUUACAAUUCGGUUCCUCUCU
Molecule: messenger RNA, 5159 nt
Organism: Wasmannia auropunctata (little fire ant)
Lineage: Eukaryota; Metazoa; Arthropoda; Insecta; Hymenoptera; Formicidae
Product: facilitated trehalose transporter Tret1
Exons: 5
Coding region: 2308-3927 (539 amino acids)
Biological process (GO): transmembrane transport
Cellular component (GO): membrane
Molecular function (GO): transmembrane transporter activity
Source: RefSeq, a predicted model, not a curated record